CACAUCGUAAACUGUCGCGGUUUUGCAUAUUUUUGCUGUUUCCCACUAAACCCUAGGAAUUCCUGCAUUAUGUAUUCCCUGAUUAGCAUUAUCCGUAUUCCCUGGGGUGUUUACACAUAAGGUAAAUUGUCGGGAAAGGAAAGUUUAUUUCGUCACUAGAAGUCACAGGGGGCCGUGGCCAUUGGUUCUUCCGGUUGCACGAACCUAAUACGGCGGGCGCACUUCACCAUAUGGUAGACUCCUUCUAGUCUGAAAUCUUAGACAUUUCGGCUGUCUUGGGGGCUCUGUGUGCUGACAGGAACUGUUCCAGCUUGCCUCGUACUUGGUCACGUAGAUUUUCCCCGGUUUUCAGACGUGUCUUUCGGACCCCAGCCUGCACAUGGGAACGAUGUCGGUCGCCACUACUAUCACCAGUAUGGACAAGAUGAACACAACUGCGCCAACCGAACCGGACACGGACACGAUAAAGAUGUUCGUUGGGCAGAUCCCACGCUCAAUGGACGAGAAGGAUCUGAGACAGAUGUUCGAGGAGUUCGGACCGGUCUACCAGCUUAACGUGCUACGGGACAGAGCCACGGGACAGAGCAGAGGGUGCUGUUUUGUCACCUUCUACAGACGUAAGGAUGCCAUAGCUGCUCAGAAUGCACUACACAAUCUCAAAACCAUGCCAGGGAUGUCCCAUCCCAUACAGAUGAAACCUGCCAACAAUGAGAACAGAAACGCCAACGGCGAGUGUCCGGUUGAGGAACGUAAGCUGUUUGUCGGUAUGGUAUCGAAGAAAUGUAACGAGAGCGACGUACGCAUCAUGUUCGCGCCGUACGGAACGAUCGAAGAGUGUACUGUGUUAAGGGACCAGAACGGACAGAGCAGAGGUAACCCCUCUCUAAGUGAACGUACUAGUCAUAAAGGUUGUGCCUUUGUAACCUUCUCCACCCGAGCUUCUGCCCUGAACGCCAUCAAAGCCUUGCACCAGUCCCAGACUAUGGAGGGUUGCUCCUCCCCCCUGGUUGUGAAGUUUGCAGACACCCAGAAGGACAAAGAGCAGAAGAGACUACAGCAACUGAACGCCCAGGCCUGGAGCCAGAUGAACGCCCUGGCCAGUCUAGCCGCCCUCAACCCACAGUACUUAGCUUCUGCAGUCAAGCCCAACAUAGACAAUCAAAUGACGUCUCUCAGCUCCCAGUACUUGGGCUCUCUGGGCUUCAACAGUGUCUCUGACGACCACCGCCAUAUUUUUGCAAGUUCACCUUCGCUCCUACAGCAGGCAGCGUUAGGCAACCAGGCAGCCUUCAGUCAACAGCUCACUGCUGGCGACAUUCGGCAACUUUACACACCAACCACAGGAUCCAGCUCCGGAGGCGACAUUCGACAGCUUUACACAACCACAGGCACCAGCUCGGGAGGUCUAAAUAUGCUGGGAUUGCAACAGUUGUUGGCCGCGGCGACGGCAGCCAAUCAGGCGUCGGCGGGCACGGGUUCGUCCAGCGCGGUCAAUCCGCUGUCGAGUACAGGUUCUUUCAGUUCGUCACCUUCGCCCUGGGAUGGUUCAAACAUGGGAGCAGGGGGCAACACAAACACAUCGGCGCUGUCGGGCCUCGGGGCGCUCGCCGGACUCCAGGGGCUCGGGACGCCCAACAGCACCCUGGGAUUGCAGGCGCUGACGGGGCUGUCCGGGAUGGGGUCGCUGAACGGGACGUUGGGCGCGGCCACGGCGCUGUCCGCCAGCGGGACCGCGGGUAACGGGGUGGAUCCCUUAUCACAGGCUUACUCAGGAAUACAGCAGUUCGCAGGCAUGGAGCAAAGACAGGGCAGCGUAGGACAGAACUUAGCUACAUUCCCCAACGGGUACGGCACGGCGGGUCAGAUGGGCGCCACGGCCGCCGGCAAGCAGAAGGAAGGUGAGCAGCAACAAGGUCCUGAGGGAGCGAACCUGUUCAUCUACCACCUCCCGCAGGAGUUUGGAGACCAGGAUCUCAUGCAGACCUUCAUGCCCUUCGGAAACGUCAUCAGCGCCAAAGUCUUCAUCGACAAACAGACCAACCUCAGCAAGUGUUUCGGUUUCGUGAGCUAUGACAAUCCAGUGGCCGCCCAGGCUGCCAUCCAAGCCAUGAACGGGUUCCAGAUCGGGAUGAAGCGUUUGAAAGUGCAACUCAAGCGUCCCAAGGACGCAAACAAGCCGUACUAAAGGCCUGAUACUUAAUGAUUGCCUGUCACGUUGCGUAUUGAGUGUGGGUCCGUCUCUGACACGUGCUGUAACCGUGGUUACCGUGUUCUCUGCUUCCCACGUGCCCGUACGUAUCGUUCACACUCGUGUCACUCGCUCGUUUGCGUACGUCCGUUUACGCGCAUGUUCCUCUCUGAGCGAGCAUGUGCCCAAGCAUUUGGUUUCCAUGGCUGCCAUCUUCACAUACUGUGAACUGUAGAUCUGUUUUACCCCCUUCCAAAAUGCACUCGCCUUCCACACCCCCGUGUUUGGAAUGGACCAGUCCAGCAUCAGAUGUUGCCAAAAAAAAUUUCAUGUUGCCAAAGUUCUUUUUUGAGACAAGCAACAUUUUCUACAGAAAAUGAGGAUGGACUGUUCUAUCUUUCAUGGGGGUGGCAAGGUUGAUCUGCAUUUUGGAAGGGAAAAACUUCUGUAGACACUUGUACUAGCAUGCUGAAACUGUGAACCUGCCCACCCCUGCUUGACACAGUGGUAUGUGCCAUACUUCUCAAUGUGUACAAAGAAUUCUGUAUGAAGUAAUUUUCUAAGAGGUACGUGCCACUUUUGUUGAGGGAUUGGUCACUUUGCAGUGGAAGAUACAAUGAACAUUUUUUGAAGAAGGGCCAAAAGUCAAAAAGUGCUGAUGGCUUUGUGAAGAAAAGAGCAAAGACUUAAAAGAUUGAUUUUUUUACUUAACAACAGUGAAAAUUUACAUUUUUGUUGCUUUUUUUAAAGUUUGAAGAACUUCUCAUAGAUCUGAAGAUAUGUCCAGCUAUCCAGGGUAUUGUUUGAAAAAAGGCCCAGACAGAAAUGGAAAAUCAUGCUUUUUUUUGGUCAAAAAUGUACUCUACAGUAAUGUGACUAUCAUCCCUAGAAAUUGCCAUGGUACAUUCCACAGCGUGUUCCCCCUACUAUCCACUGUGUGGAGAGGGGGAUGUGCCAUUCUGCAGGGGUGUGCAGGUUGCAGGUAUAUGCCAUGAUAACGUCUGUAAAAGCUACUUGUUAAGUGUGUAGUGUCAGAGAGUACCUUAGUAACUUGGACUCCGUGUGUCGGUGUGACUUUAAAUGCUGCACUUGUACGAAACUUCAGAAUUCUUAGAGCUGAGAGCCUGCUCCGUGGCUUGUUGUGUUCUCAUUUUGUUUGGAACUUUACCAGUCUGCCUGUUUAAGAAACUAAAAACAAGUUCUGUGUUAAACUAAGAAGUGCCCAUUUGAGCAUGUAAGAAGAAAACUGUUCUUGGUUUUGUGCUUUUGAGUUGUUGAAUGUUGCCACUAGAGUAGUGGCCAGACUUUUACGUGCUGAGACUAGUUUGCCUUCAGGGAGAGAUAGUAAGACUGGUCUCUGUGUAAAACAGUGUUCGUGACUCAAGAGAUUUGAAAGUGUUAAUAUUGUCCCUCUGUACUUAUGUUAGAGGAAAAGCAGACUGACCAAAUUUGUUGACUGUUGAAAGAAAGUUUGUUAGUGAAGAAAGAAGGCCAAAAUGUUGAUAUAUACAAAGUGCCAUGUGGAAAAUAAAGAGCUAUAUUUCGACAAGGGAGAUUUUUGUUUAGUCCAGUGUUCCGUUUAGAAGAAAAAGAGGAAAUUUUGUGUCCCUUUGUGAGACUUCAGAAGUAGAACUGUGCUGAGCUAGCCUGUGCAGAGGAGUUGUUUAGUUUCACACACUGGUGUGUAACCGUGUAAGCUUCGCACUGGAGAGAAACCCUGUCAUAGGCAGCGAGGUAUCACACCAGGGAGACCUUCCUGUGUUCAUGUUAGUCUGUUUAUUUAUUGGCUCCCAGCCUUGUAGACAGUUCGCCAUGACGACGUUCGACUGUGGAUGGUUUUGUUUCUGUUCCUUUUCGGAAUGUUCCCAUUUCAAGAGUGUUCCUACCAUGUACUGUAUGUUGUUGCCACCCCUAUUCAGUAUUGCUACAAUAUUGCUACGCACCAUUGCGAUGUCUUGUAUCGGAUGACAUCCCAGUCUCAUGCUUAAGAAAUUGUGGCACUGUGACUCCUAGCUGUGUAAGUGAACAGUGUUCGCCAUGUACCUACACUUCUCAAUGUUGAAACGUUGUGAUAUGAUUGUACUUAGAGUGCAACGAUUAUUAUUAUCAAGUAUUUUGCUACUACAAGUUGUUGAUCCUUGCCACGUGGUAUGGUGGAAUUCCUGAGAUUUUUGUUGUAAGUUGUUCCUUUUUGUUGAAACAUAUCUGAUAAUUUUGGGAGAGGAGAAGUACUUACUGAGAUUGUAACCCUUUGGUGUAAUAUGAUACCAAACGGGAAAGCCAAAGAAAUUAGUAUGAUAACGAGAGAUGGUUAAUUAAGGUCAAGUUACUUAAUCACAUAAUUUACUUAACUAUUAACCUUCAUUUAUAGUGGUAUUUGUUUCCAUAGUUACGGAAGCUUAUGUUCUUUGUCUUUGUUGUGAUGGUCUCAGAAUAUGCCCAAAUAUGGAAUUGAUCAUGUGAUCAUACAUGACCAAUCACAAAAGUUGACUGAAGGUCGUGACCAUAUUUGUAGUGGUCAUGUGAUUUGGAAGUUGCGUCUGAUUGGUCAGGCCAGUAGAACAUGCCCAUAUUUGGUGCGCAGGAUGAGACCACUUCAGCCUAUGUACACAGGAGAUGCAAUAGGUGCCAAAAACUGUUGUGUUUUUUGUUGUUCUGUUUGUUUACCUGUUUUUGUUUGUGAGCGUUUCACAUCGUGGCAUGAUGUGUCGUUUCGCUAAAUUACUGAAACCUCCCUUAUCUACUCUCUCACUCACUCUCUCUGUUUCUGUUAGUUUUGUAAUGUUUUCCUUUUAUUUGCAUGAGAUAUAUCAUAUAUAAUAGCAGAGUAUAUCUAGUACAAAAUGGUUGCAAUUUGUUUUGGUGUGGCAAGUCCAAAGUGUUGGUACUUAAACGUGAUUGCAGUAAAGAAAGAACACAAUGGUUUAUUUAUCGUAUUAUAUGUAGAGAAGAUCGUAAGUGAAAUGUACGUGCAUGCGGAACUUUUUUUGUUUCAUUUAUUUGAUUGUGGCUGAGUAGAAACGUGCAAGUGGUUCUGACUUCUCAUUGGUGAAAGUCUCCUCAAUCCUCUCUCUUGCCUUGGUUCAUUUUUUGUUUUUGCUGUUCUGCUUGGAGGUUGCAUAUUUAACGAGGAAAAGAGAAAACUUCUAUCUCGCUGACUCUAGCGUCUGUAGAGCUCGUUUGUAACCCAGUCACUGUUGUAACAUCCAUCCCGGUGUUGUUGCACUUAUUAAAAAUUUGUGUGCCGUCAUCUCAAGUCUGUGUUCCUGUGUGUCAUUUGUGCGUCCACGUGCUCCGAACCAUCGGAGCGGUCAUGCCAUUGUCCGUAUCGUAUUUACAGGCUCCCACCGAGCGCUCCGCCACUCCAUCCCACUUUAACCAAUCAUGUUACACACGCAAACACACGCUAAUAAUCGUGUCCGUCCCAGUAGCGUAGCUGUGCCAACCCUCCCGCUGUCGUGUGGUGCGUUUAACGGUUGUUACACGGUGAAAUGUGGUGUCCAGCAACCUUAACCAAGUUUAACCAGACAUUACUGUGCACAAGGUGGAAGAAAACACACGUCUGUGAACCUUUACUACAUUCAGAACCUCACAGUCUGCUGAGGAGACAUGAGACAUCUCAUGUUCAUCCAUCAAAAUACAACCAUGCGAUGUGAAAAACUAAUUUUCCAACUGUUUGGCAAAUUUUUAAAGCAAAAUGGGCAAAACUUAAACUGCAGUUCUUUCUCUAAAUUGACCAAAAGUUGUUGCAAAGUCUUGCAGAUUUGAACAAUCCAUGCAUGAACCUCAACAUAAGUGCCAAAAUGCAUCUGUCAAGCCGUUUUCACAUCCAUGUCUUGCAAACCCAACUUUUCUGUGCCAAAACAUCCCCCUUUCAUGUACACAGCCAUCUCUUGCUGCUUUGGCUUCAAGCUGUGAGCCUUGAUGUAAACAUCGCUGUAUGCUUCACAUGUCUCGCAAACAUUCGCCAUGUCCUUUGGGCUUGGGGGGGGGGGGGGGGUACCAGGUUUUAUACACAAGCAAACACAACUGUCCUGCAUUCAGCACUCUGGGUUGUCAGAAACGUACAAGAAAAAAGACAACAUUUUUUUGUAACCCGCAUUGCUGCUUUGUAAUGCUGCAUCGGGACAUCACAGCAGGCAACCUAUCACCUUUGACCUGUAACAUUUGACCUUUACCACCUGCUGACACCAAUCCCAGGAUGCACUGGAGAUGAUCAUGUGACCUCAUCUGUCGUGUUACUUGUGCUCCUUCUGGCUUGCCCACCUCUGCAUUACCGUCCUCACGUGUUGCGUUUUUUCGUUUGUCGGUUUGUGUUCCGUGACGUGUCACAUAUUUUUCUAAUGCAGAGUAUUUAUAAUAUAUAUUUUAUCAGAUGGCGUAAAAAAAAAACACAAGGUUGAGAGAGAACUUAGAGAGCGUCUUAGACCAGAACAACAAUCAGGGGUUGCUUAAGAAAGGAGAGGGGACCGGGUGAUACCAAUGUUGUCCUUGCAACGUCUUUAGUUUGUACCAGCAUUCCAAGACAAUUUUCCAGUCUUAAGAAAAAACAAAAGCCAUUUCAGGUCAGUGACAGGCAGACAUGCCUUCGUUACGACCGCUCUGUUGUUGCCAUUCCCAAACCAUGACAUUGAUGAAUCCAUUGUUGCUCAUUGGCUGGAACUUUGGCUUUGUUCUAGAGGUCAGAGGUCAGCAUUGGUAUCCAUGGUAACGGAGUGAUGUGUGAGAAAACAAGUGUACUUAAACUAGUGACCAAAACUUGUGGCUGGAGGCAAGACGUCGCUUUUCCUUGUUCAAGUGGAAAAAAAAAACACUAAAAAGUUGUCCUGAAAGUUCUCACUGAGGUGCUACGAUGUGGAAAAUAGGAGAGGCUUGGGCACCCCUGUUUCUGAGUGGACUGUUCCAACAUGAUUGGCAGUUUGAGCAGAUGGAUUUUUGACCAUCCGUGACUGAAAGUUUUAGAAAUGACAAUCACUGAGUUUAAGAUAGUUUGUAGGAAAUUUUGGGAAGUGAAUCCUUGUUUUAAAGUUGCUGCAUUGAAAAUGCAGUGUAUUUUAAAUGCACAAGAGGCCAAUGAUCACAAAUCAAGCUUCCCACCCCUUUCCUAGGGAAAUGGAAACUGCCCAGUCAUGCGGUAGGAAUGUACCACUCUCAGAAAUAGGGGUGUUUGAGCCUUAAGCAGUGAAAAUUGCUUAGAGCUGGGACUUGAGGGUUCCCACUAGAUGUUGAAUGUUAUAGUACUCUGCCGUCUAAUUUGUACACAGAAUUUGAUGUAGUUCUAUUUUGAAAUAAAGCUAUUGCUGUGA
This is a messenger RNA of Branchiostoma floridae (Florida lancelet), 7494 nucleotides long. RefSeq names its product CUGBP Elav-like family member 2. NCBI's taxonomy places the organism in Eukaryota, Metazoa, Chordata, Leptocardii, Amphioxiformes, Branchiostomatidae. The transcript has 20 exons. The record is from RefSeq and is a predicted model, not a curated record. Gene Ontology annotation, biological process: mRNA splice site recognition; regulation of alternative mRNA splicing, via spliceosome. Gene Ontology annotation, molecular function: mRNA 3'-UTR binding. Gene Ontology annotation, cellular component: ribonucleoprotein complex; nucleus; cytoplasm. Bases 380 to 2185 code for a protein of 601 amino acids.